GUGCAAAGCAUGAUUCGAGAGGACAUAUUAAAACGAUAUGACGACGUGUCGGGCAGAACACAAAGUGAUGGAUGCGUUUUAUAACCGUUCACCAGGGAUCGAUCACGCUUAAAUUCGCAUGCUGGAAAUGGAAGGAGCUACAGAUCGGCCUGACGUUUGUGCACUCGACAUGCGUUCCAUGACGUCUAACGGCCGCACGGAGACACCGAAGGGAGACAGCGUCAGACAUCACCCCAGCCCGGCGUACGCCUCUGCGGCCGACGACAGUGGUUUCUACGACUUGUGCCCCAACUCGGACGUAGACGAGAGUGAGUAUGUCGCGACGCUUAUCAGGCCGCCGACAUCGGCAAACGCUGGUCACCGGAUGCCAAAUGCGGAGAUGAACUGGACACAUAGGGAUCGGCUGCUGCGAAUGUCGCAGAUAACAACUAUUGGGAACACUGCGUCCGGUCCGUUCGGGUACGGCAAUGGAAACAGCAAACAUUUGCCAUUAGCAAAUUGUAUGAAUUGGACAUCGUUACAUACACAUUCAUCACCAUUUACGUACAAGACCAUACCUUGCAUUGAGCGCCCAACGGCUCUUCAUAUUAAAUGGACAUCACAGCGUCAUUCGUCGCCAGCAGCCGCAACGCCCAGUUCCCCAAUAAGCAACCCACUAAAACCUGCACCAAUAAUGAAUUUAUCAGCAAGUUUUGACCGGUUCUACGCGACACUCUCUCCGUCAACAGAUUAUCUAACUUCGCUUACUCUUAGAAACCAGUUGUCGCCAAUAGCGCGCGGUGGGAGAGUUCCAAAAUGGCAUAAACCACCUGAGGCCGCCAAUUUGGUAGGUAAAAUGCCCCAUAUUGACGCUAUGCUUCCAAGGACUAGAGCUCGAAACAAGUAUAGUAUAGAGCACCUGUCGCCAUGCAAACGGCCAAUAUUUAAAGAAACAAGGCCAAGUGCGUACCCUAUUGCUAAUUUAUCUACGAACCAUAAAGACGAAACUGAGAAUUUUAUUCAAAGCGACAUAAUACGAGAGCAUCCAUGUUUUUCAACAAAAGAAGAAAGCCUACGAAUUAAACAAAAGAACCUUCAGAAGGGGGUCGAUACUACGAGGAGUAGUAGCACAUACAGCGUUCUGUGCAGUGAUAUCAGUGAUGUGUCGUCGCUGAACAGCGUUCUGUGCAGUGAUAUCAGCGAUGUGUCGUCGCUAAGCGACACAACAGCUUCCGACGGGUCAAGCGAAGAGCUGGAGACGCCGUUGUCGUCGUCGGCACUGCAGAAACCACGAAGAGCGACAGGCGGCUCGACGCGGAAGUCGUUCCGACCGGUUCGAAGUCCGUUAGCGAAAGACCCGGUAUUUCGCGGCGCCACUGUGCGGCUCAGGACUGCGUAUCAGAACGGAACGACCAGUCUGCAAAUCACCGCUGUUUUCAGCAAUGUUGAACGCUCGCGAGGUGACAAGGUUAACGCAGAAGUGCCUCAGAUCGCUCCGCCGAAGAAAGAGCACCCUGUCUGCACCAGGAAUCCGCAUUAUUCGUUGAGCGGUUCAUCAAAGACAUGCGCCUCAUGUAAGACGCGCCGAACGCCUCUGUGGAGGGACUCUGAGGACUGGCACGCCGCUCUGUAACGCCUGUGGAAUACGGUACAAGAAGUACAGGGUGCGCUGCAGCAAAUGCUGGCACAUACCGAAGAAAGACCUGCACUCCCACCAGAGGUGUCCGCAAUGCAAUGCAUGUUUGAAUGUGUGUAUUUACAAGAAAAUAUAAUAUUUAUACAUGUA
Molecule: messenger RNA, 1765 nt
Organism: Dreissena polymorpha
Lineage: Eukaryota; Metazoa; Mollusca; Bivalvia; Myida; Dreissenidae
Exons: 5
Coding region: 119-1612 (497 amino acids)
Biological process (GO): spermatogenesis; regulation of transcription by RNA polymerase II; oocyte development
Cellular component (GO): nucleus
Source: RefSeq, a predicted model, not a curated record